This is a messenger RNA of Rhododendron vialii, 1546 nucleotides long. RefSeq names its product GDSL esterase/lipase At2g23540-like. The record is from RefSeq and is a predicted model, not a curated record. The coding region runs from base 198 to 1307 and encodes 369 amino acids. NCBI's taxonomy places the organism in Eukaryota, Viridiplantae, Streptophyta, Magnoliopsida, Ericales, Ericaceae. Gene Ontology annotation, molecular function: hydrolase activity, acting on ester bonds. The transcript has 5 exons.
ACAACAAACAACCCCCUAGCCGCAUGCAUGUUUCCACCCACUAGCAAUGAAGAAUUCCCCCACACAUACACUUGACUAAAAAAUAUGAACUUGUACACAAAGUAUAUAAAUAUAUUAGUUUCACUGAGGCAAUUGCCCAACCAGACAUGCAAUUUAGUCCUGGUUUGUGAUCAUCAACCUGUGGAGAUAGAAUAGAGAUGGGCAUGAGUAGUCCUUUUAUCGUUGCACUGUUCUUUUUCUUCAUCAAUUUGAGAUUAUUGAAGGGUGAUGAUCUAGGCUUGGGAGCUUCGUUUAUCUUCGGCGAUUCUUUGGUCGAUGCAGGGAAUAACAACUAUCUUCAAACCUUGUCCAGAGCCAAUGUCGCACCCAACGGGAUUGAUUUCCAAGCUUCUGGAGGAAGUCCCACCGGCCGCUACACCAAUGGCAGAACCAUAGGAGAUCUUAUCGGAGAGGAACUGGGACAGCCACACUAUGCCGUGCCGUUUCUGGCCCCAAAUUCCACCGGACAAGCCAUACUGCAUGGAGUGAAUUAUGCAUCUGGUGGGGGUGGAAUCAUGAAUGCCACUGGAAGAAUAUUUGUUAACAGGCUUUCAAUGGACAUUCAGGUUGAUUAUUUUGCCAUUACUAGAAACCAGAUCGACAAAUUGUUGGGUAAAUCCCAGGCAAGAGAUUAUAUAAUGAAGAAAUCCAUAUUCUCAAUCACAAUUGGAUCGAAUGAUUUUCUCAACAAUUACCUACUACCAGUCCUCUCAAUUGGGGCAAGAAUAUCCCAAACUCCAGAUGCUUUCGUUGAUGAUCUCAUCAACCAUCUCCGGGGCCAACUCACGAGACUUUAUCAGCUGGAUGCAAGGAAGUUUGUUGUGGGAAAUGUUGGACCACUUGGUUGCAUCCCUUAUCAGAAGACACUCAACCAACUAACUGAAGAUGAGUGUGUUGCACUGCCUAACAAGCUGGCACUUCAGUAUAAUUCCCGCUUGAAGGAUCUACUCACAGAGCUCAACAAAAACCUAUCCGGAGCCACAUUUGUUCACGCAAAUGUCUACGAUCUAGUGAUGGAACUCAUCCAAAACUAUGCCAAAUAUGGAUUUACAACAGCGAGUAGAGCAUGUUGUGGAAAUGGGGGCCAGUUUGCUGGAAUUGUUCCAUGUGGACCUUCGUCUAGUUUAUGUAAGGACCGUGACAAGCACGUGUUCUGGGACCCUUACCACCCCAGCCAGGCUGCCAAUAUUAUCAUUGCCAAACAGCUACUCCAAGGAGACCCCAAAUACGUAUCUCCAGUGAAUCUUAAACAACUCCGAGAUCUUUGAUGAUUGUAGUAUUUCUCGGAAGAUUUAUGCCCUUUUGGUUCUUCUCUGAAGAAUUAAUGGUGCUUUCUUGUUCUUCAAGUUUGUAACAUGUUUUCUUUUGUUUAGUUUUUGUUUCUUUGAUGGUUGGCUGUAGCACGUUGUUAGAGCCCAGAUACAAGCUUUACUGCAUGCCACAACAAAAGAGACAUUUAUCAGAUGAUAAUUUCGCAUCAAUAAUCAAAGGAUUUGAGUCUUGUCAA